CCUUGUCUCGGAAUCGCGCUCCCUUUGGCCAUCUUGACGAUGCUGUCCUCCAUUUCGCGCGCCCCGCGCUUUUCGGUCACUACUUGUAUUCUUAUUGCUGCCGGCGUCUCUCUUUUGCUGGUCUUGUUUGCUUAUUUCUCGGAUUCUUUGAAGGCGCCGUUAGAGUAUGCGCACGGCAAGGCUGGAGAGUACUGGGACAAGACUUUCAAACCCUCCACACAGGUGUACAACUGCGAGGACCCUUAUCGCCGACCAGGCUACCUCUAUAUCCCGGCUGAUAUAAACGGCACCGAUCAGUACAAGAAGACACGAUGGAUCCCGUACACUGAUGACCUCCUCGACGCCGAGGACCCUGAUUACGCCGUGUACCCUGCCGCCGGCGAAAUCGUCUUCAACGCCACCGAGGUGGAAUCCGAAUACCUCGACCUAUCAUCCACACCCCGACAAUGGAUGCCCGCCGUCGUUGCCGAGAGCCAGCGCCGACGAAAGGCUGCUCAGUAUAUGAAGACGGCCAGCGUUGAGGACUAUGCUCCCAUGAAGAACGAGGGCGAGUUGGGCUGGCUCUGGGGCCGUCGUAUCCUGCUCUUUAGCGACUCGGUCGAUCGAUUCAUGAUGGAGUUUUUCUGCAAGGAGCUCGGACGAGGCAUGCAGCAGCCGGCGCCGCACACGACGGCCACUUGCACUAUCCCCGAGUUCAACCUUACCUUCGUCCACUGGCAUUUUGCUGGCUCCUUCACAUACCGACCUGACUGGUGGUGGAUGACCGAUAUGAAGGCUAUCGCCUUUGAGGACCGCUGGGAGCAGUACUGGGGACCCAUGAACGAGACGAUCCAGGGCCCCAACGGAUACCCCGACCUUAUCCUCUGGCAGAGCGGUCUCUGGGAUCAGCGAGCGUUCUGGGAGAGCGGCGAGGCCAACCACGAGAAGGAUGUCUACCCCAUGGGAACACGGGUGCGACAACUGGUCUGGCAAGAAGUCCGGUUCACCGCUGCCCGUCUCAGGAAGUUUGUCGGCCGCAUCGCCCUCGAGUUCCCCAAGUCCCCAACCAUGUUCCGAUCCAUGACGAUCCACCGCGUGAGCGAUGCUGGAGACGCCACCAUCUACGACCUCGACCGACUCUCGCGGGCCAUCGCUGAAAAGGCCGGGCACGAGGUCUUUGAAUGGGGCCGUAUCAUCACGUCGCUGUCGAUGCUGUACAAGGACAAGACGCACCCGGGUAGGGGCCCAGCGAGCUGGCUCUGGGCCGACAUGGUGCUUGAGUACCUGGCUCGUGGUGGAGGCGCUGGGGAUGAGCAGAGGAAGCCGUACUUCGACGGGUGGGAUGCUUGCCAUCCGCAGCUUAUGAACUGGGGAGGACGAUGA
Messenger RNA from Fusarium keratoplasticum, 1362 nucleotides. RefSeq lists its product as uncharacterized. The record is from RefSeq and is a predicted model, not a curated record. NCBI's taxonomy places the organism in Eukaryota, Fungi, Ascomycota, Sordariomycetes, Hypocreales, Nectriaceae. The coding region runs from base 40 to 1362 and encodes 440 amino acids. The transcript is spliced from 2 exons.